This is a messenger RNA of Solea solea (common sole), 2858 nucleotides long. RefSeq names its product inositol hexakisphosphate kinase 2b (gene ip6k2b). The transcript is spliced from 5 exons. Gene Ontology annotation, molecular function: inositol hexakisphosphate kinase activity. Gene Ontology annotation, cellular component: cytoplasm; nucleus. Lineage: Eukaryota; Metazoa; Chordata; Actinopteri; Pleuronectiformes; Soleidae. Bases 332 to 1732 code for a protein of 466 amino acids. Gene Ontology annotation, biological process: inositol phosphate biosynthetic process; phosphatidylinositol phosphate biosynthetic process. The record is from RefSeq and is a predicted model, not a curated record.
CGCUUGGAGACAUUAUAAGCCGCUUUUACGGCUUAUAUAUAGUAUUUUUAUCGUACGUACAAACACGGAGAACACACAGCACACCGGAGGACUAUUACCAUUUGUCCUCCGACUAGGAAGAAAGCAGAUAAAACGGAUUUUAGUCGUCGGGCUCUGUCCUUCCUGUUCAGCCCUUUUGUUUUCCAGGUCUUCGCUCGUGCAGGCGACUAAACAGCGCCCCCGCGCGGAGCAUCAGAAAAGUCCGAGAAUAGGGAGCCAUACGAGCGGCCGAGCUUCUUGCCUCUCCUGCGACGUGGGUCCUCUCAGCUCAGCUGUCCGAUGCGGAGUGAGGAUGAGUCCCGCUCUGGAAGCCCUUAUGCAGGCGGAUGGGACUCCAUAUCCCGGAGCAAAAGGCGUGAUGCUUGAGCCUUUCGUGCACCAGGUGGGAGGACACUCCUGUGUGCUGCGAUUUGGGGAACAGAUCAUCUGCAAGCCCCUCAUCCCCCGGGAGCACCAGUUCUACAAGAGCCUGCCCCCGGAGAUGAGGAAGUUCACCCCGCAGUAUAAAGGUGUGGUGUCAGUCAGUUUUGAGGAGGAUGACGAAGGAAACCUGUGCCUCAUCGCCUACCCUCGCCACAGCGAAUCAGGUGACCUGGAGAACAAAGACCCGUCUUCAGAUUGUGAGCCCAAGAGCAAGAUGUUGAAGUGGAGCAACAAGAAACAGUCCACUCUGCUUCUGGAGAACGACAACUACAGCAAAGACAGAGCUCGACUUACUUGGAAAGAAGACAAGCUCAUGAGUUAUAAUCGUGACGAGGUGGUGCAGCAAAAGCAGCAGCAGGCGGAGGUUCUUUACUUCAGCCUGGAGAAGGGCAACGUUGUUCCGCAGAUCAAACACAACCCCUGGAGUCUGAAAUGUCACCAACAGCACUUACAGAGGAUGAAGGAGAAUGCAAAGCACCGCAAUCAAUACAAAUUUAUCCUUUUGGAGAAUCUGACGUGGCGCUAUACAGUACCAUGUGUUUUAGACUUGAAGAUGGGAACCCGCCAGCAUGGAGAUGAUGCAUCAGAGGAGAAGAAAGCCAAUCAGAUCCGCAAGUGUCAACAGAGCACGUCUGCCUCUAUUGGAGUCCGAAUCUGUGGAAUGCAGGUGUACCAGUCAGACUCAGGCCAGCUGAUGUUCAUGAAUAAGUACCACGGUCGUAAGCUCAACCUCACCGGUUUCAAGGAGGCUCUCUACCAGUUUUUCCACAAUGGGCGCCGCUUGCGUCAAGAGCUGCUCUCACCAGUGCUGCGCAGACUGCGGGAAAUGCAAGCUGCCCUGGAGGCCUGCGAGUCCUACCGCUUCUACUCAAGCUCCCUGCUUAUCAUCUAUGACGGAGACCCCCCCAGGACUCCCAGCAGACCUAGACACCGAGGUGGUGAAGAAGGUGAUGAGGAUGAGCCAUCAGAUGAAGAGGAAGAGGAUGACGAGGAGGAAGGGGGGGCCUAUGGUUUCCGUCGUUCUUCAGCGGGCGGCAGUGGCGGUGUGGCCGCAGGGAGCAGCAACAGUGGGAGUGGUCGCUCUUCCCACAGCACAGGAGAGGCCAGCAGCCCCGUGGUGGACGUGCGCAUGAUUGACUUUGCUCACACCACCUGUCGGCACUAUGGAGAAGACAGUGUAGUGCAUGAAGGCCAGGACAGUGGUUUCAUCUUUGGCCUCCAGAACCUGAUCACCAUCAUCUCCCAGCUGGAGGAUCACAGUACUGACUGAAGCUGCAGUGGAACCGUCAGGGUCUGAAUUUAAAGUCUGGGAAACGGCUCACUGAGCUCAAAGCCCGCUAAUCCAAGGUGCAUUGUCCCUUAUGCCUAAAUGGGGGUCUGCCCCUCCUCUGCUUGGAGGGAUCCUCAGACACUUCAGGGUCAGAGUAGAGGUCGUGUGGUCGUUAUGCCCUCUCUCUAAACUGCCAGAGGACGGGGCCACCUGUGCCCCAACUUGCACUUUUCUCUUGGCGAGACUGCUUCUUUUCUUUGCUAUUCAUAGUAGCGGACGUGGUGUGUGAGACCGCAGUUUUUCCAACAAAUACCGGGACUCCUGGAGCGUCUUAGGACUCUCCGCCUCACCAGGUCUUUAAUUAUUAAGUUCUCUCUGAGAGAGAAAGAGAGUGAGGCAGAGAUGAAUGGAGCUCAAGUGUAGUUGUGGGAGCCUGGUUAUGGUGCUUUUCCUGUGUCAUUUCAUAACUUUUUUAGAUGAAGUUUGGACUGCCAGUACUCAACAGCACAUUAUUAGUGGCAAAGAUGACCGUACAAGCUGACCAUGGCUGGCUAGGUCAGCGGUUUUGUAGCAGUUGGAAACUUAAGCGUAUGAUAAGGACUUUUGUGUUUAUAAUGGCGUCUCUUGUUAAGAUCCUCUUAACAAACAUGGUGUGUGUGUCCACUCGGCACGUGGAUUCGUGGAUUUACACUCGUUGGUGGAAGAACAAGAUUAUUUAGGUCUAGAAGAAGGGAUUUGCCUUUUUUCAGCAGUUGUUCUCCUUGUAACUUUUUUCUUAUAAACAAAAGACAUUAUACAAAAGGGGGGGAUUGUGAAUGGGAUAUUGUUCUUGUUUUGUCACUGUCUUUGUUUCUGUCUGAUUAUUUUCCUCUUCAUUCCCAAAACAAAGAGAAUUUAUUGAUUGAAAACAACAGACUAGUUGUAAAGACUAUAUAGAGACUUAUUUAUUUUAAAAUAUUGUUUAAAAUAAAAAAAAAGACAAGUACAUUCCAUAUUACCACUUUUAAUGUUCUGAUACCAACUUUGAUUUAUUUUGUUUAUUGCAAGAGCUGAUACUUCUCCUGUGUACCAGUGUGUUAACAGUGUCUUGGAUAAUAAAGACAUUCAUUUGUGGUUAAAAAAAAAA